AUGGGACAGAACCAGAAGACACCUCAGCAACACAAUUCAACUCUCUAUAUCUCACCCAUGCUCAACCGGAGAAAAGAGAUUUUCAAAACACCACCAAAUCCAGCAUCAAAACAACCAAAAUUAUUUGAAUCACCCAGCUCCUCUAACAAGUCACUGUUUUUCAAUUUAGACAGAUCAUCUCACAAUUUAACUGUGCAAAGCAAAAGUGAUGAUUCUUUAGCAGGUGCAGAUGUAUUAACGCCGAUUGAUAGGUUGCGUUUAUGGAGACACGACGCAAUUACACAACAUCAAUAUAAAACAGCUGAGUUUCUUAGUGAUAAGAUUCUUGAUAUUACCCGUGACUCAAAUGAUGCAUUCUGGCUAGCUCAAGUGUAUUUCAAUCAAGGAAAUUAUCUACGGUGUAAAGACUUGGUGUUGUGUAAUGAGGAAUUUGCCAAGAGUAUCAUUUGUCGAUAUUUGGCAGGAUACAGUUUGAUUAAGCUAGAGUUGUGGGAUGAAGCAUUGGACGUAAUUGGCGAAACAAAUCCAUUCGAUAAAGACGACCGAUUGAAAAAUGAUGAUGGAGGGGUCAAAUUAGAAGCAUCAAUGUGCUAUUUGCGGGGGUUGAUUUAUAGUGCACAAAGCAAUUUUGAAAAAGCCAGGGAGUGUUAUAAGGAAGCAUUGAGAGUCGAUGUUAAAUGUUAUGAGGCAUUUGAUGAACUAAUCUCGAAUAAUCUCAUGACACCAACUGAAGAAUGGGAUUUUGUCACUAAUGAAUUGAAUUACCAUGAAGUUGACAGUAACGAUGAUUUGAUAAGAUUACUUUAUACUACCAAAUUGAGUAAAUACUUGAAUCAAGACAAGUUCAAUGAAGCGGAACAUAUACUCAGAGAGGAAUAUGAUUUAAAUGAUAAUUGUGAUUUAAUGUUAAGUCAAGCUGACCAAUUAUACGUUCAAAGUAACUUUGACGCCUGUUUGAUUCUUUGUGAAAAGAUACUUGAGAAAGAUCAGUAUAAUUUCGACGUAUUGCCUAAUUAUCUCAGUUGCCUAUAUGAAUUAGGAGGAAGAAACAAGUUAUUUUACAAGAGCCAUCAACUAGCAGAAUUUCAUCCAUCUAAUCCCAUGACAUGGCUAGCUAUUGGUACUUACUACCUCUCGAUAAACAAGAUCAGUGAAGCUAGAAAAUAUUUCAGCAAAGCAACUAUCCUCAACCCCAACUUUGGUCAAGCUUGGAUUGGUUUCGCUCAUACAUUUGCAGCAGAAGGAGAAUACGAGCUGGCCAUAAAUGCUUAUGCUUAUGCAGCUCGAUUGUUCCCCGGUAGCCAUUUACCCAUGUUAUUUCUAGGAAGUACUAAUGUAAAACUAGGUAACCUAAACCUAGCUGAAGAGUAUCUUAAAAAUGCCUAUCAUUUCAAUCAACAUUGUGAACUUACUUUAAAUGAAUUGGGGGUGCUUUACUUCCACAAGAAUAACCUAAUCUCAGCUGAAUCGUAUUUAAAUGCCGCUUUGAAAAUAGCCAAUCGCAGUUCCAAAACAUGGGUAUCAAUAAUGACUAACCUUGGCCACGUAUUAAGAAAACAGGGCAAGUUGUUAUCAGCACUUUCGGUAUUCCACGAAAUAUAUGGUAAUGACGCCAACAUUGCUUCCACUAUUGGUCUUAUUCAUAUGAAGCUAGGUGAGUUUGCUGAAGCGAUCGAAAACUUGCAUAAUGCACUCGCUAUUGAGCCUACUAAUCAAAUUGCUAAGGAUUUAUUAGAUAGAGCAUUGAAAGAAGCUAUAACGUCGGGAUAG
Messenger RNA from Lodderomyces orthopsilosis Co 90-125, 1770 nucleotides. Its product is annotated as anaphase promoting complex subunit. The coding region runs from base 1 to 1770 and encodes 589 amino acids. Gene Ontology annotation, molecular function: protein binding. The record is from RefSeq and is a predicted model, not a curated record. Lineage: Eukaryota; Fungi; Ascomycota; Pichiomycetes; Serinales; Debaryomycetaceae. The transcript has a single exon. Gene Ontology annotation, biological process: cell division.